AUGUGCUUUGGCAGACGCUCCUCCUCAGUCUACACCUCUUCCUCCUCGUCGAGCGACGAGUUCCAUGCUCGCCCCAUAGAGCUCGACACCAUCAGCCUUUCCGCCCGUGGCACCAGCCGUGCCACUGCUAGCAUGCCUAGUCAAGCUCUGCGCACCGCCGAUCGCGAGACCAUCCGCGUGGUCGAGCCUGCUGGCGCUACCAAUGCCAGUCAGCAGCGUAUGUUCUGUCGUCUGCGCACUAGACGAGCUUUACUGACAAUUGCACUCAGCAAAGAAGUAAAUGUAACCUUCUUUCCAACAACUAACUCUCUCUCUCUCUCUCGUCAGCAAGAAUGUGUCUUCCUGUGUGCCGCCAUGGUUGCUUCAUUUCUGGUGUCUCCAUCAACAUCCUCCUGCUGGCCCUCACCAUCUGGUGCGCGGAGUCUGGCAAACCCUUCGCCAUAUGGGUCUCCCCUUUUGAUCGCUUUCUUGCUCGCGUUCGUUUUCGUUGUGACCAUCACUUUCGGCCAUCUGCGCUAUGAGCCUGCUCGCCGAGGCAGCACCUCCUACAUCGUUCCUCUCAACGACGAGGAGAUUGAGCUCUAUCACAUUGGCUCAUCACCACUGUCAACUGUCGACGAAGACCCCACCGAAGAGGAGAUGUACCGCCGUCAUCUUGCUGAGCGCCCUCUACCUCCUGAGCCUACUCGCCGCCGUCGUCGAUCUGGCCGUGGCUCCCCCUUUCCUACCUUGAUCUCUCCUUUGAGCGACCCUUUCAUCGAGCAAGACACUCGUGUUCCCGCUCCCGCUCAGGGUGGCAGAAACACCAUCCGUCUCGUCCCUGAGUCUUCUCGUAAGUCUGACCUCGUU
This is a messenger RNA of Aureobasidium musti, 849 nucleotides long. The record is from the annotation of a GenBank genome assembly. NCBI's taxonomy places the organism in Eukaryota, Fungi, Ascomycota, Dothideomycetes, Dothideales, Saccotheciaceae.